Messenger RNA from Gadus macrocephalus (Pacific cod), 1446 nucleotides. Its product is annotated as zinc finger BED domain-containing protein 4-like. The coding region runs from base 54 to 986 and encodes 310 amino acids. Gene Ontology annotation, molecular function: protein dimerization activity. The transcript is spliced from 2 exons. NCBI's taxonomy places the organism in Eukaryota, Metazoa, Chordata, Actinopteri, Gadiformes, Gadidae. The record is from RefSeq and is a predicted model, not a curated record.
AUUGAACCGAAGCGUCUGCAACAGGACUACAAACCAGAUGGAGUAGUACUAAGAUGAUGAUCGACAGCCUACUACAUGCUAAGCGGGCACUGCAGGCCUAUGCAUCGGAUAGCAACAGCAAUCUGCCAGACACUAUAACAGGCAACCAAUGGUCGCUGCUGGAGAAAACGGCGACAGUUCUUAAACCCUUCCAAGAGCUGACAGCCGAGGUCAGUGCAGCCUCCGCCACAGCAGCCGAUGUGAUCCCCUCUGUCCGUGUCCUGACACGCUUUCUGGACACUGAGAGCGAAGCACACCGAGGGAUUCAAACCAUGAAGGCCACACUACUCGAUGCCGUUCACAGACGUUUUUACCAUGUGGAAAUGGAACCCCUCUAUGCCGUGGCAACACUGCUCGAUCCACGCUACAAAGACAAGUUCUUCACUAAUGCAACCAACCUGGAUCAGGCAAAGAAGGCACUAAAGGCAGAGGUGAUGAAAAUGGAACAAGAGCUGAAGAAGACCAUGCCACCAUCUGGAGAAGUGUCUGAGGCUGAGCCAGCAAGGCAAACACCAGGAAUGGAGGCUGAAAGCUCAACCAGCAGCCUGGGCAGCUACUUCGACGAAAUACUGGAGGAGAGCAGCACAGCAGUAGCAGGUCCGUCUGAGCAGGAGAUCCCCCCAGGGGCACUGAUUCAGUUGGAGAGCUACCUCAGCGAGGCUCCACUUGGACGUAAGAACAAUCCUUUUCAUUACUGGAGAGACAAUCAGGCUCGACUACCCACCCUGGCAGCAACAGCAGCCAAGUUCCUCUGUGCUCCUUGCACGAGUGUUGAGAGUGAGAGGCUUUUUAGCGCAGUCUCACUUAUCAUUGAUGAGCACAGGAGCAGGCUGACACCUGAGCAUGUUGAAAUGAUCACCUUUGUGAAUAAGAAUCUCCCCAUCAUGGUCAGACUGCAGCCAGGGCAAACAGUAGAAAUUGAAGGGAGUGUGGAGAUGGAGCAGUAAAGUGUGAAGGAGAUAGCAAUACUGUAGAAGGCGUGACAGUUAUUUGGGUUGUUAUAGCCCAUUCAGUGUGUGUGUGUGGUAAUUUGACUAUUUUCUACUCAGGUUUUGUGUGUGUUGCUUUUAUAUAUAAUGUUAUAUUGUUUACAAUAUUGUUUACACUCUUGUUGUUCAAGAACAGAGCACUGAUGCCAAUUCAGUGUGUCUGUGGUAAUUUGACUAUUUAUUAUUUUGUCUAUUUUGUGUUUAUUUAACCCUGAAUAAACAGGUCAGCUUCUCAUUACCAACUAUUGUGGAUUAUUCAAACUAACCUAAUUAAGUUGGCUAGUUGUUCUUAAGAGUAAAACCCUUUUCAACAUGAGUAGUACAACAAAAUAAGUAAAUAUCUUUAAUCUUUAAUACAUGCUUGGAUCGGCCGGUAUCGGUAUCGGCCGAUGCUAAAAGCUACAAUAUCGGUAUCGGA